Striga hermonthica is the source of this 555-nucleotide messenger RNA. NCBI's taxonomy places the organism in Eukaryota, Viridiplantae, Streptophyta, Magnoliopsida, Lamiales, Orobanchaceae. The record is from the annotation of a GenBank genome assembly.
AUGUGUUUCUUGUACACCUCCUUCAUCCCUGAGGAAGCCAAGCUGGAAGAAGAAGGCGCAUUUUCAGGGUUGUGUUACAUAGAUUUUGAUCUCUGGGGGAUGUCGACUGUAGUUAGUGAUUCGAUGGUUAUAGGCCACGGGCCCGACGGGCCCACCGUUAACGGGCCUGUGAGUAUGAUGUCGGGCCAGAUUGAGGUGGAGUUCGCGAGAUGCGAUUGCUGCGGGCUUACUGAGGAGUGCACCCUCACAUACAUAGAGACAAUCCGAGAAAGGUAUGGUGGCAAAUGGAUCUGCGGGCUUUGUGGGGAGGCCGUCGAGGAUGAAAUCUUGAGAUCACAGAAGCUGAUAAGCCUGGACGAAGCACUGGCUCGACACAUUAGCUUCUGCGGCAAGUUUCGGGCCUCGGAUCCGCCCGAGGACCCCACCGUGCAUCUAAUUCGGGCCAUGAGGCAGGUUCUGAGGAAGAGCCUGGAAAGCCCAAAAUCCAUGAAGUCCAUACCGAGUAUCCUGACCAGCAGAAGAGGAGGCACUUUGAAGGGCCCGGUUUUCGCCUGA